Messenger RNA from Chlorocebus sabaeus (green monkey), 1211 nucleotides. It is a transcript of the gene C20H1orf141, whose product is annotated as chromosome 20 C1orf141 homolog. The record is from RefSeq and is a predicted model, not a curated record. Lineage: Eukaryota; Metazoa; Chordata; Mammalia; Primates; Cercopithecidae.
AAAAUUAAGUCCUACUCCUAGCUUGAUAUGUUUUUAAUUUAAAAAGAAAAAAAAAAGGAAAUAGAUAUAAUUCAAGCCACAUGGUCUUGCUUCAAGUAUAAGUCACAUAUGGUUCUUAUGGUAAUCAUGAACUUUCUCCCCCUCACCUUUAUCAUAAAUUUAAAAAUUCAUGGGGCCUGUACACAUCUGGGAGUUCUGAUCAUAUGGCCUUCAACUGAAAAAACUUGGGUACAUUUACAAUUCUAUGAUUUACUGUAUGAUUUAAACAAUUCAAUUAUUUACCUAAAACAGUAAUGUAAAAGUGGGUCUUUUGAAAACUUAUGCCUAGUUAUAUGUUUAAAUUCGAAUUGAUUUGUUCUUCUUCCUCCUUAUUUUAAAAUAGGAAUUUAGUGAUUGAUAAUGGCAGAAAAAAUCUUAGAGAAGUUAGAUGUCCUUGAUAAGCAAGCAGAGAGAAUCUUGGCCAGAAGAACAAAGAUAAACAGGCUUCAGAGUGAAGGAAGAAAAACAACUAUGGCUAUACCCCUGACAUUUGAUUUUCAGUUGGAAUUUGAAGAGGCUAUUGCUACAUCCGCAUCUAAGGCAAUAUCAAAGAUCAAAGAAGACAAGUCAUGCAGCAUUACAAAAUCAAAAAUGCGUGCGUCUUUCAAAUGUGAGCCUGAACCUAGAAAGAGUAAUUUUGAAAAGUCAAAUUUAAGACCAUUCUUUGUUCAAACAAAUAUAAAAGAUAAAGAAAGUGAGUCAACAGAGCCAGUAGAAGAACAUCUAAAAUCAAGAUCUAUUAGACCCUAUCUUUAUCUUCAGGAUACAACUGAGAUGGAAAAUGCAAGGCCUCUGAAUGUUCUACAUUCAAAGCAUAGACAAGCAUGUAGAAGAUCACGGGGUUCUACAGACUUUUCUCCUAUGUUCAACACUCAGUCUAAUGCUCAUAAAAAGGAAAAAGACUCUACUUUAUUUACAGGUACAGAAAUUGCAUGUUUACAUUGAAAUAAUUGAAAGUUACCUGCAUCUAAACUUAGGGUGUAAGCAUUAAGAAAAUCUUUAACCAAGGAAUAUUAGUCUUUGAUCACGCUACAAUAACGAUCUUUCUCCAGCCUUCUUUUCUUUCUCGUAAACCUAUCUACACCACACUGAUUCUAGUCAUAUUUAACAGGCUGUUUUACUUAGUUAACCAAAUUACUGUGUGAUUUGAUUCAUUGUCUGUUGCCUAUGCU